AUGGAGCCCAACGGGACGGCGGCGGCGGGGGGCAACGCCUCGGCGGCGGCGGCGGGCGGCGGCCCCCCCGGGAGCGGCCCCCUGCUCAUCCCCUCGGCCUUCGGGACGGUGCUGUCGGUGAUGUACGUGGCCGGGGUGGCGGGCAACGUCUACACGCUGGUGGUGAUGUGCCACUCGGCGCGCUGCGCCGCCCCCAUGUACAGCUCCAUCGUCAGCCUGGCCCUGGCCGACCUGCUCUACCUCUCCACCAUCCCCUUCAUCGUCUGCACCUACCUGGCCCAGGACUGGUACUUCGGGGACCUGGGGUGCCGCAUCCUGCUCAGCCUCGACCUGCUCACCAUGCACGCCAGCAUCUUCACCCUCACCCUCAUGUGCACCGAGCGCUACCUGGCCGUCACCCGGCCCCUGGACACCCUGAAGCGGUCGCGCGGCUACCGGAAGGUCACGGCGGGGGCCGUCUGGUCGGUCUCGCUGCUCCUUACUCUGCCCAUGAUGCUGAUGGUCACCCUGACCGAGGGGGGCAAGGCAGAGGGCAAGGUGAAGAGGAUGUGUGCGCCCACCUGGAGCGUGGAUGCCUACCGGACCUACCUGACGGUGCUCUUCAGCACCAGCAUCAUGGCCCCGGGAAUCAUCAUUGGCUUCCUCUACACGCGCCUGGCCAGGACCUACCUGGAGUCCCAGAGGAACCCCCCCCACAAGGAGAAGAGCAAGAGGUCCCCCCGGCAGAAGGUCCUCAUCAUGAUUUUCAGCAUCGUGCUGGUCUUCUGGGCCUGCUUCCUGCCGUUUUGGAUCUGGCAGCUGGUGCGACUCUACAGCAGCUCCCUGCAGCUCACCACCCAAACCCAGAAGUGCAUUAACUACCUGGUGACCUGCCUGACCUACAGCAACAGCUGCAUCAACCCCUUCCUCUACACCCUGCUCACCAAAAACUACCGGGAAUACCUGCGCAACAGGCACCGCAACUUCUACAGGUUCACAUCCUCCUUUCGCAAGAGGGGCUCCAACCUGCAGUGCUCCUGGGGACGGUCCAUGUCCUCCAGCAACCAGUACGACUACAGCUCGGAGGCCCUGGGCAUGGCGACGCUGAAGGACAAGUGA
Gavia stellata (red-throated loon) is the source of this 1098-nucleotide messenger RNA. RefSeq names its product urotensin-2 receptor. Gene Ontology annotation, cellular component: membrane. The record is from RefSeq and is a predicted model, not a curated record. Lineage: Eukaryota; Metazoa; Chordata; Aves; Gaviiformes; Gaviidae. Gene Ontology annotation, biological process: neuropeptide signaling pathway; regulation of blood pressure; blood vessel diameter maintenance. Bases 1 to 1098 code for a protein of 365 amino acids. The transcript has a single exon. Gene Ontology annotation, molecular function: urotensin II receptor activity.